Molecule: messenger RNA, 1092 nt
Organism: Procambarus clarkii (red swamp crayfish)
Lineage: Eukaryota; Metazoa; Arthropoda; Malacostraca; Decapoda; Cambaridae
Source: RefSeq, a predicted model, not a curated record
AUGGCCAGUAAUGGCACAAACACCGAUGAACUCCUCAGUAGGAACAUAAGUACCAUCAGUUAUAGUACAAACACUGAUGAUGUCCUCAGAGGGAGCCCAAUUAUCGUCAGAAAUGACACACACAUUGAUGCUGUCCUCAGAAGGAGCCCAACUAACGUCAAAAAUGACACAAACACUGAUGCUGUCCUCAGAAACAGCCCAACUAUCGUCAAAAUUAACAUAAACACCGAUGCUGUCCUCAGAAAAAGCCCAAAUAUCGUAAAAAAUGACACUAACACUGAUGCUGUCCUCAGAAAAAGCCCAACUAUCGUCAAAAAUGACACAAACACUGAUGCUGUCCUCAGAAAAAGCCCAACUAUCGUCAAAAAUGACACACACACUGAUGCUGUCCACAGUAGGAACAAAAAUACCGGCAAUAAUGACACAAACACUGAUGCUGUCCUCAGAAAGAGCCCAACUAUCGUCAAAAAUGACACAAACACUGAUGCUGUCCUCAGAAAAAGCCCAACUAUCGUAAAAAAUGACACAAACACUGAUGCUGUCCUCAGAAAAAGCCCAACUAUCGUCAAAAAUGACACAAACACUGAUGCUGUCCACAGUAGGAACAAAAAUACCGGCAAUAAUGAAUCAAACACUGAUGCUGUUCUCAGAAAAAGCCCAACUAUCGUCAAAAAUGACACAAACACUGCUGCUGUCCUCGGAAGGAGCCCAACUAUCGUCAAAAAUGAGACAAACACUGAUGCUGUCCACAAUAGGGACAAAAAUACCGGCAAUAAUGACACAAACACUGAUGCUGUCCUCAGAAAAAGCCCAACUAUCGUCAAAAAUGACACAAACACUGAUGCUGUCCUCAGAAAGAGACCAACUAUCGUCAAAAAUGAGACAAACACUGAUGCUGUCCACAGUAGGAACAAAAAUACCGGCAAUAAUGACACAAACACUGAUGCUGUCCUCGGAAGGAGUCCAACUAUCGUCAAAAAUGACACACACGCUGAUGCUGUCCGCAGUAGAAACAAAAAUUCCGUCAACAACGAUACAAAUAUUCACGUCGAUACAAAUGACAGGGAUUCUGCUCAUAAUUCCGAAGCCUGA